AUGACGAUGGUUGAAAAGUACAACGAGAAAAAGCAAUAGGAGGUUGGGUUUAGGUUUCAUCCUAGGUACCAAGAACUCAUCUACUAUAUAUUAUCUCCGUCCUAAGCUAAAAUUGCCAAAACAUCAAAUAAAUGAUUAGAGUUAGAAGACAAGACUGAUAUCUAUGCCAAUGAGCCGUGGCGGUUGACUCAUACCGAGACAGACUUGUUCGAACCUAACGACUGGUACUACUCCGUGACAGAGGAUCAAGUCUACACAUUAACUUCAAUUCUUUCGUAG
Molecule: messenger RNA, 279 nt
Organism: Capsella rubella
Lineage: Eukaryota; Viridiplantae; Streptophyta; Magnoliopsida; Brassicales; Brassicaceae
Product: NAC transcription factor 29
Exons: 2
Biological process (GO): regulation of DNA-templated transcription
Molecular function (GO): DNA binding
Source: RefSeq, a predicted model, not a curated record